Molecule: messenger RNA, 561 nt
Organism: Pleurotus ostreatus (oyster mushroom)
Lineage: Eukaryota; Fungi; Basidiomycota; Agaricomycetes; Agaricales; Pleurotaceae
Exons: 2
Coding region: 1-561 (186 amino acids)
Source: RefSeq, a predicted model, not a curated record
AUGGCGCCUGUGCAGAGCGGGGCGAAGAAGAAACGGCCGCCAACGUUCCAACACUUUCCGGAGAAAAGAGCAAGGGCUCUGAAGAAAACUUGGGUCGAGACUGCCAAAAUUAAGAGCCAAUGGAAAGCAGAGAAACGGAAAGCCAAUUUGCUCGGUGCUGCUCGACCGGCGCAAGAUGAUGUUGAAGAAGAUGGAAACGACUCAGAAGUACAAGACGACCUCGCGGACUCGCAGGUCACGAGCAACCAGUCGAAGCGAGAUCCCCAGACAUUCAUAGCUGAGGCAAUACCGCAUCGUGAUUCACAACCUUCAGGUUCCAUGUCUUUACCGAAGCGAAAUAAAUCAUCUCACUCCCAUCCGCAAACUCAUCCUCGGCAAGGCAGUUCCAGUCACAGCAGUGCGCAGAAGCCACCCAAAGCCCCAGCCCCACAUCCAUCGAAUAGGCAGGCAACUGGGCGUACGAAGCAGAAGCCGACUUUUACACACACACGACAUGGACAGCCGAACAUGGGUCUGCGCAUGGGGGCGAUGCUGGAGAAGAUCAAGAAAGACUUCGCAUGA